Molecule: messenger RNA, 2505 nt
Organism: Hirsutella rhossiliensis
Lineage: Eukaryota; Fungi; Ascomycota; Sordariomycetes; Hypocreales; Ophiocordycipitaceae
Exons: 4
Coding region: 1-2505 (834 amino acids)
Source: RefSeq, a predicted model, not a curated record
AUGCUUUCACGCCACAGAUCCGAGUCGCGAACAAGCAACGUGUCCAAGAAGCGCACCGAUGCUCACAAGCCUCGCCUUCGGCCGGAUCCUGAGCGGAAGAUGCUGGCCAUGCAUCAGGUUGCCCAGUACUGGAACGAGUGCAUUCAAAUUGCAGAGGACGAGAGGAAUCAAGCCAACUGGGAAAUCGAGCGUCUUCAACGUCGUCUCCAACGUCAGGACCUGAUGUUGUCCGAGUCCCGCUCCCUGCUCAAGAAGAAGGAGUGUGAGUUGGAGGAUGCUGAGCGUCACUGCCAUCAACUUGAGGAAAAUUAUUCGCACAGGACCAGCGAGAACCAGCGCUUGAGUGGCGAGGUUGAAACGCUUCGCAGCCAGCUUUUCGAGUCUCAAACGCGAGCGACCGAGCUUCGGGACAAACAGCGCCAGAUUCGAGACAAGCUCAACGAAGCGAUUCACGAACAGCAAGAUCUGUACAAGAGAUCUCAGACCUUUUACGAAGACUCAAUGAGCGAACUGAGAAAGGAAAACGAGAAACGCGUUGCCGAAUCCACCAAAGUUGAUGAGGCUCUCGAGAAGGGCCGUCAGAAGCGGGAGGAAAUGAUGCGAUGCCUUCAAGAGCUUCGUGACAAGAUGGACCGGGAGAACAGACUGAAGGAGGAGACCAUCAGCGAGCUUCGGCGCAGGGUUCAGGAACAAGAAGACAACAUCCGCCACGAGAGAGAAGUGACGGAGAGCUUACGUCGGCAAAUCGAAUUGCAAGAAGUGACGCAGCACACGAUUGAGGAUAUGGCUUCUCAAAUGGAGUCUCUCCUCAAAGAUUGCACCGAGAAAACCCUCAAUGAGCAAAGAAUACAAGGCAUUGGCGAUGCCAUUUCUACUCAGGUCGUUUCCUCCAUUGCCGAUGUAGCUUGCAAUCAGGAGCGCGCAGAGCAAAGGAUUACGGGGUUCGGCUUCGCGUGCGGAAGGGAACUCAGCGACAUCAAACGCCUUCUUGGGGACCAAGACGACAAUCGCGCAGCAUCUCAGGCACUAGAGGAAGAGGGUAAACACCAAAUUCGAGAUGCUCUUGAAAAUCUAGAGUCUCGCAUGCGGACAGCUCUGGACACAUUCCAGCGAAUCGAGCAGUUUCUGGAGGAGCGCUUCCAACAGGAGUUUCAGUUUCGCGAAGACGAGAUCCAAAGGAGGCAAGCUGAUCUUGACACGAAGCUCGCCGGGCGCGAUGAGAGAGUCGGCCACCUGGAACAACAGCUUCAACUGACCUCGGAGGCCUAUGCGGCAAAGGUUGAAGCCCUGGCAAACAAUCGAGCUUCUAGCGACGAAGAUGUUCAGAACGCCUUGCACAAAGUUUUUACUGAAUUUCGAAGCAAUCUGGAUGAGGGGUUCUUUCAGGAGAAGGAGAGGUCUGAAGAGCAUCUUCGACAAAACCAGACGGCCUUGGCCGCGUUGGAGAGUCAGCUCAGAGCAGUGAACGACCAUCUGACGGUAGCCAAAGGAAACGGCUCGCAAAAUGGCGCCGAGAGCAGUGUGCACGAUGGCAAUGCUUUGGUUUCCAAACUUCAACGCCAGGUCCGAGACCUCGAAAAGCAGGCCAAAGCAACUGAGGAGCUUCGCGGGAGAUGGCAGAGAGACAUCCAAACCGUCGACGCAUUGCGUGGCCAGCUGAGAGAGAUCCAACAUCGAGUGCCACAGAUGGAGAGGUUUGACAUGACGCUUGGCAAGAUGGCUCGAAUGAACGAAAUCCUGCACUCAACAGCGCAAUACCUGACUCACGAACGACAUUGGGCGCUACAGCAUCUCGAGAAGGCGGAAGCCGCAGACGGUAGCCGUGAUGACCACUCAGCGGACGAAGCGGACGCGCAGUCUCAAGGAAGGCAACAUCCUACCAAUGACCGGCUUGUCACGAGCAUCGAGAUCGAAUCUUUGACGACCCAGGGAAACCCGGACGCAGGCCUGGACGACGAUUGUGACCUGGAAGAGGCACCCUUCUUCAGACGCAAGGUUACCGUUUACAGCCCGGCCGGAGAAGUCCUCUCGCCCUCGCCUCCUCCUUCAGUCCACCAGGAACAAAUGCGGCGACGUGGUGCCGCGCAGCCGCGAUCGAUUUUGAAGCUGUCUGCAACGUCCUCGCAAGAUGCGAUCAGACUACAGGAGCAAGCCACCAGGAUCAAUCUCCAUCAGAGUCAGUACAAUCGACCAGUCGUGGGCAGAGACAGGGUAGCGGCGGCCAGUGCAGUGGUGGAGCAGAUCCGGGCAGAACUCGUGCCCAGUGAACGGUCACACCUGGCCUGGAGUCUCCCUACCGUUGCCGACUUUGAAAGAGACGGCCGGUUCGCGUGCAUGAACGAAAGCCAGAAGUCGGCCGAUAUGGCCAAGCGUCGUCUGCAAGGUACGGAUGACGCUCCAAGCGUGGGUGGCAAGAGGGCCAAGCUCGACGCGGAUGCUUCCGUGAUGGGAAGCAGUGUCCAAGCCGGGGAUGACGCUCCUCAGCAUGAAACGCAUGUUGAGUGA